Temnothorax curvispinosus is the source of this 3146-nucleotide messenger RNA. RefSeq lists its product as uncharacterized. Gene Ontology annotation, cellular component: plasma membrane. Gene Ontology annotation, biological process: iron ion transport. The record is from RefSeq and is a predicted model, not a curated record. Lineage: Eukaryota; Metazoa; Arthropoda; Insecta; Hymenoptera; Formicidae. Gene Ontology annotation, molecular function: copper ion binding; oxidoreductase activity. The coding region runs from base 1 to 2583 and encodes 860 amino acids. The transcript has 11 exons.
AUGAGAUUGGCAAUUGGCAGUUUCUGCAAGGAAUUCAACGAGAACAACGACGCCAACGACGAAAUCUCUCGCGAGUGCACGAACACUACCGCCGCGGGCGCGGGCGCGGGAAGGAGCCUUUUGGCUAUUAACGGAAAAAGUCCGGGGCCGGCUAUACAAGUAUGUCUCGGUGACACAAUAGAGGUUCUCGUUUAUAACAAGUUCGGAAGCGACGAGUUGGCUCUCCAUUGGCACGGAAUCCGGCAAAAGGAUUCCAAUUAUAUGGACGGGGUGCCCAUGAUAACGCAGUGUCCUAUUUUACCCUUCGGUGGUUUUCGUUACAAGAUAACCCCCGAGAGCGCGGGAACGUACUUUUAUCACGCUCAUUCAGUCUCGCAGCAGGGUGACGGGGUGUACGGGUCGUUGACAGUUCGAGGACCAUGGGCGCGGGACAAGGACGUCGAGGACGAGGACGAGGACGAGGAUCUCAGUCUGGAAAGGACGCUUCUCCUGUCAUCAAGGCCACCGACUCCCCUGACGCGACACGCGAGCCUUUCCACUCCACCUACGCCGGCCGAGCUUCUCGUCAACGGCCAGGCGCGGCAAGUAGUCGUGCGGGUGAAGCAUGGAUCUCGCUAUUUACUACGCCUCAUUAAUGCAAACGCUCACGAUUGUCCCAUUUUAUUAUCCGCCCAUGGACAUUCGCUUCGAAUACUUGCUGCUGACGGCAACCCUGUACAAUCGAUGACGGGCACGCAUGUCGUUUUAUUCCCAGGUACCCACCACGGGCUUUGGGACGGUUUGGACACAAGCGGGACGCGCGUCGGCAUGGAGUGGACCCGUGACAAGACUCUGGAGCUGCUACGCGAGUAUCAACAACGACGAGUCCUCUGGGACUGGAACGCCCGAGGUUAUCGGGACCGUCAGAAACGCAAGCGAGCUAUUCAGGAGCUGGCCGAAAUUCUCUCCUGCAACACUCUCGAGGUUGAGAAGAAGAUUACAAAUCUCAAGUGCCAGUAUUCUCGGGAGGUUCACAAGAUACAAAACAGCCGUGAUGCCGCAACCGGCCCGGACGACGUAUAUGUCUCCAAGUGGUUCGCCUUUAAAGCCAUGCAGUUCCUACAAUUCGGCACGCGUAGAUACAGCAAGCGGAAGAAGAAAGUCAAUGAGGAACCGAAACUACAAGAAGAGUAUAUUGUGAGCGACAUCGAUCCGGAAAGUAUAACAUUUAUGGAUUGCAACGAAGAGACAAACGGCUCCGGUACCGGCUCCUUCAACGCUUCGCUGAGUGAAGACGCCGAAGACGCCGAAGAGUCCUCGUCGUCCAGCCUGAUGAAGGCAAUGGAGCUGUAUAAUGGUUCUUUGCCGAGUCAGGACAGUUCAUCGGCCGAUCUCGACGAGUCCGGACAGACGAAACUCGAGCCUCGCGCACCGGAUGCGAAAGAACAAAAAAAAACAAAGGAGGAGUUUACCAAGUUUGGCGAGAGUAUCGCCGUGCAGCUCGCCGAAAUUCCUGAUUCGUAUUCGAGGUCGGUCGCCAAACUCAGGAUCAACCAAAUCCUCUUCGAGGCGGAGAUCGGGAUUUACGCGCAAACGCAUCGCGAAAGACUCGAUGGCAUUCUAAUGGCUGUACAGGCACGUGGCAAGUAUGCCCUCGAUAUUCAGGGUCUUGGAGAAUGUCGCAAUUUGCGUCAAGAGGCAUAUAUUUUUUACAAAGAUGCCACACUUGAUUCGCAUGCGAUAAGGACUACAGAUGCUGACAACUUGGACGAACAGUCGUUUAAAAUUGCUGAAAGUGGUCACGAUUGUCAUAGAAUAUCGAAAAAUGUCAUUUGUUCUUUGGAUCUGAAGAGUACGAAAUUAUCGCAAUUAGAAGAAAAAGCAGAUGAAACGAUCUACGUGCCCUUCGAUGUAAAUACUUUCUCGUUUUUUACGGACGAAAUGACGGACACGUCCUACAACUUUUAUAUAUCGAGAUAUUAUCCAGCUUACUUGAGCUUAAAGAAAGGCGCGAUAAGAAUACCGCAGAUUAAUGGCGUAUCUUUCAAAUACCCGCCAUCUCCGAUAUUAUCGCAACCAGAAAAUACCUUGGAGAAGUCGGUUUGCUCCCUCGAUAAACUUUCUAGUGAAUGUGCCGACACACCGUUAUUUUGCGAGUGUCUGCAAUUGCUCCAAGUUCCACCGAGAAAAACAAUCGAAAUUAUAUUAAUAAACAAAGGCUUUGGAGGCAAUGCGUCCUAUACAUUUCAUUUACAUGGUUACAAUGCCAGUAUUAUUGGCCGAGAGAAUUUCGAGCAACCUCUAACCAAAGAUGAAAUUAUAUCCUUGGACCUAAAUGGGAAGAUACGUCGAAAUCUUGUGAAUCCAGUGCGAAAGGAUACUUUUGUCGUACCGAAUAAAGGUUACAUCAUUCUUCGUUUCUACACCGACAAUUUAGGAUAUUGGCUGUGGGAAGCGAGAAGUACAGCUCUGUAUCCUCCGCUACUCGGACCUGGAAUGCAAUUCUUAAUGAGAGUAGGUCUCCGGCAAAACUUACCUCUUGUACCGAUCGACUUUCCUAGCUGCGGCAAUAACAAAGGCAUGGAUUUGAUAUUCGAGAGCUGAUAAAUAUCUUCAACCUCUUUCCGUAUUAUAUAUACGGAAGGUAUAUAGAGAGUAUCGCCGCACAGUAGCGAGUUGUGUAUCUCGAAUAUUGUUAUUGAGUUAUAUAUUAAUCGUUAGUAUUUUUUUUUUUAGACUGUGUUACCCUUGUUAUUUUGCACAGAAAAAUCUGUAUAACUUGUUCCUAUUGAUUUUUAUUUUAUUUAUUACUUGAUACGCGUGCGUGUCGAACUUGCAGUGUUUUAUCGGAUAUAAUAUAUAUUUAUAUAUACAUAUAUAUAACAGAAAAGUAAAAUAUACUGAAGAUGAAGGUGAUGUUGGAGGCGUUCGAACAUCUUCUGAGUAUAUAUAAGAAAUAAAUAAGUAAAAUAAGGAAAUUUAAAUUUCCUUUCUCGUCGGGCCACGGCGCCGAGAUUGCACGCGAUAAAUAUUUCACGAAAACAAAUAAUAGAUAUUCCGCAGCAGAACGAAUUAUUAAUGACAGUAAGGACAUAACCCUGAUUAAUAACACUGUAAAAAAAUUUGUAUUAAAAAAAAUAUAAAAAUAUAGGAAGUUUUUAUGCAGA